AUGUCCCCUCCCCACCUCCUAACCACACUCACAGCCCUCCUCACCACCCUCCUCCUCCUCACCUCCUUCUCCCUAACAACCUACACCCUAACGACCUACCUCCACCUCGCGCACACCGCAACAUCCCUCGUGCCGAAGGUCAUCACCCACGACACCGCCAUCAUCGCCACAACAUCCUACCAUAUCUUCACGACGAUCCUGACCUGCCUCACACUCAUCACGUUCUACUUUCUCUUCCCUAGAUUCAUCACAAAGUCAAGUGGAAACAGCAACCCCUCAUGGAUCCAAAAAGCACUGACAUCCCUCGCAACCCUCCUUCUCACGACAAGUCUCCUCGCCUUCACGGUCAUCCUGGCUACCAGAAAGAUGUCCUUUGGGGACGUGGGCCCGCGUGUUACUGUCUAUUUAGAUGAGAGUUUGGGCGAGGAGAGUUUGCUUUAUAGGGAUGAUGGGAGGGGGGUUGCCGGGUUGGUGGUCGGGUGGGUGGGUUGGUUUGGUGUAGUGGUUUUGUGUGGAAUGAUGUUUGUUGGAGGGAAGGAAGAGAAGAAGGGAGAUGGGAUGUGGGUGGAGAAGGGGGAGGUGGAGGAGAGUAGUAGGGCGGAGAGUGUGUAA
Aspergillus tubingensis is the source of this 612-nucleotide messenger RNA. RefSeq lists its product as uncharacterized. Lineage: Eukaryota; Fungi; Ascomycota; Eurotiomycetes; Eurotiales; Aspergillaceae. The coding region runs from base 1 to 612 and encodes 203 amino acids. The transcript has 2 exons. The record is from RefSeq and is a predicted model, not a curated record.